Ilex paraguariensis (yerba mate) is the source of this 1641-nucleotide messenger RNA. The record is from the annotation of a GenBank genome assembly. Lineage: Eukaryota; Viridiplantae; Streptophyta; Magnoliopsida; Aquifoliales; Aquifoliaceae.
AUUUUGGCUACCAUUGAAAGCUUCCUUCCAAUAUAUAAGAAUCCAGAAAAAUGGGUUCAUUGAGAUUGUAGUGCUGUUUCCUGAUUUGUGUCUGAAGUUUCGAGGCUCAAAUGUCUAUACAACACGAAAAUAACAAUUCGAAGAAUGUUCCGGGGUCAGGAUCUUGUCUCUUUGACCUCUUGCGUUCGGAGACCCCAACACAUUGGAGUUCUUACGAGAAGGACAGCCACACAUAUUCCAGUCCUCAUGGGAGGCUAAAGAAUCUGCUGCAUGAAUCCAGCAAUAAGUUCUGUGCAGAUUGUGGAUCUCCCGAUCCGAAAUGGGUUUUCGAGGCUCAAAUGUCUAUACAACACGAAAAUAACAAUUCGAAGAAUGUUCCGGGGUCAGGAUCUUGUCUCUUUGACCUCUUGCGUUCGGAGACCCCAACUCAUUGGAGUUCUUACGAGAAGGACAGCCACACAUAUUCCAGUCCUCAUGGGAGGCUAAAGAAUCUGCUGCAUGAAUCCAGCAAUAAGUUCUGUGCAGAUUGUGGAUCUCCCGAUCCGAAAUGGGUAUCCUUAAGCAUUGGAGCAUUUAUAUGUAUCAAGUGCUCUGGAGUACACAGAAGUCUUGGAGUGCAUAUAUCAAAGGUUUUGUCAGUGAAGCUAGAUGAAUGGACAGAUGAGCAAGUUGAUAGUUUGAGAGAUAAGGGUGGAAAUUCUGCAGUAAAUUUGAAGUAUGAAGCCUUCAUUCCAGACAAUAUCAGAAAACCAAAGCCAGAUUCCUCUAUAGAGGACCGCUCCGAUUUCAUUAGGAGAAAAUAUGAGCUGCUACAAUUUUUGAACUCGGAUAUAGAGAUUGCCUGCCCCUUUCCGUCUGCCUCAUCAUAUCUCUGCAGUUCUUCAACAUGUACUUCUGCUUCAGCCUCAGAUAAAAAAACCUAUGAGAAGCAAACAACUGGUCACCGUAUCCAUGGACUUGGGCAUGCAUUCCGAAACAGCUGGAGAAGGAAAGAGUCUGAACACAAAGCCACCAAGAAGAGUAAUUCUAUGGCAGGUAUGGUCGAAUUUGUAGGACUGAUAAAGGUCAAUGUGGUCAGAGGCACAAAGCUAGUUGUCCGAGAUAUGAUGACCAGUGAUCCUUACGUCAUUCUCUCAUUGGGAAACCAAUCAGUGAAGACACGAGUCAUAAAGAAUAACCUUAACCCAGUGUGGAAUGAAAAGCUAAUGUUGUCCAUUCCAGAAAGCAUUCCUCCUCUGAAGUUGCUUGUGUAUGACAAGGAUACAUUCAAAGCCGAUGAUUUUAUGGGUGAGGCUGAGAUUGACAUUCAACCCCUGGUCUCUGCUGCAAAAGCCUUCGAGAGUUCCGAGAUCAACGAGCCAAUGCAGCUCGGAAAGUGGUUAGCAAGUAAAGAAAACACCCUGGUGAGAGAUGGUGUCAUUACCCUGGUAGAUAAGAAGGUGAAGCAGGACAUUGCUCUCAAGCUGCAGAAUGUUGAAAGCGGAGUGCUAGAGAUUGAGCUUGAAUGUGUUCCUCUCACGCAAUAGCAGGCGAAAGGAAGCUGAGGAAGUAAACAAAAGUAGUCAUUGUGAUCUUGUAAUUUCAGUUGCUCUAGCAGCAGUAUUCUUUGAGGCAAAUCUUAGUUCUGCCACCAAGAGGAAG